Molecule: messenger RNA, 1430 nt
Organism: Doryrhamphus excisus (bluestripe pipefish)
Lineage: Eukaryota; Metazoa; Chordata; Actinopteri; Syngnathiformes; Syngnathidae
Product: UPF0450 protein C17orf58 homolog
Molecular function (GO): protein binding
Source: RefSeq, a predicted model, not a curated record
GCCUCUAACAGCAACAUUUACCACGAUGAGGAUUACUUUGUUCGUCGGCUUCUUAUUGCUUCCUCUUUACAUGGCGGAGGAACACGUCGUUAACGAGUUUUAUUCUCUCAUCGAGAAGGGUCAGGGAAGUUUUGUAAAUCCACCACAGAGCAACCAAAGCAGGCUAAUGGUGAAAGAGCCUUCUCUGCCCAUCAAUGAGCUUCUCGAGAAGAGUAGCAGGACUUCAGAGUCCAAAUUCUCCCUCCAUCCUUUACCGCCUGCUGUGUGGCCAAAGCAUAGCGACCUGUCUCCCGUCAUUCGCCACCACAACAAGAGUAAAAGAGGUCCAAAAAGUGACCACAUCCUGGAGCUGAGCACAGACAAAACCAGAGGAGAAGCGGCUGGUCUGCUUCCGAAACCUUCUCUGACGGCAUCUUCAGCCACCAACCGCACGGUUCAGAUGAGCCUCAGCCUACCUCAGCCCACUGAGUCGGAGGGCCAUACCAGCUCCAGACCGAGGAGCGCUCCUCCACACCCGCAGCCAGCUCCGGCACCCUCUCCUCGCAGAGAACCCCCCAGCCGACGCCUGGACCCGGAGGAAAACCGUCCAGGGAAGGCUGGCCUCUUUCAGGCAGGCAUUGGUGCAGCAUCACCACGGAACAACAGCCGGCCACCGGUCACCUACAACCGGCGCUCCUCUAGCCUGCUGUACCAGUUUGACAUCCUCAGACGAGAGUCCGACCCAACGCACGAUGCCUUCUGCAUAAGCGAGUGCAAGAAGGAGAAGGACGAGAAAGAUUACUACUGUUACAGUGAAUUUGCUGUGAAUGGGAUCGUCCAUGACAUUGACGUGCUGCGUAAAGGCAUACGCUUGGUUACACUCAUGGUGAGCAGCGAUGGCUUCUACAAGAUGAGUCGCCUCUAUGCCACCCCUGAUAGUUUCUUCUUCAAAGUGCGUCUUCUGGUUCUGGACACUUACAAAUGCAGCAAACCCUGUCCUGAUAUCAAAUUUGGGACACGAUACAUUGCAAUGGGACAAAUCUACCACCGGAGGCGCCAUCUUCCCAGCGACCUCCUGAACCUACUUGGUGGUAGGCUAAAACCAGGAGACGGCAUCCUGAGAAGCAACAACUACGUGAAAAGGUUCAACAAACGCAAGCACCAGAAGGUCCUGGAGGCCACACGGUCCAAGUGUAGGUGAACUGAAACAUAGGACUGUCACCCCCUGCUGCGAGGAAAGAGACACUGCAACAACAAACUGCUUCUGAAUAACCCCCUCAGUAUUAUUACACAAGAAGGACUGGCCAGCCAAUGGAAUUACUUUCCCAUGGAUGAUGUAGGAUAAAGCAGCUGUUUUCCAUUAGAUGUUUUUUUUUUUCAAGAUAUAUUUGUACUAUUUCCGAGAUUAAUUCAGGACCCUAGCAGUCUCUAAACAUCUAUUUAAACUCCAC